AUGAGGGAGGAACCAGCCGAAUCGACACCAGUUUUGCCAGAGUGUGUGCCGGUGAGGAAAGUCCUGAAACCCUCAGUUUGGACCAGACUGGGUAAUCGCAUGGAAGAGCCCAUGAUAAAGAAACGAUCGUCCCGUUGUCCGUUAAUGGGAUGUACGUCAGAUUCUCGCCAUUUAAGCCGACAUGUCUACCAGAGGCAUCUUCCUGAGCGAUUUCAGCUAGGCAAUUUGGCGAAUCCGGCUUGGCAGGUAGCUAGGUUGCGAGGGCUUAGAUGGCUCCCUCUACAGCUCGUCGGAGACGAUCAGCUUGGUACCCUGCUAGACUUUGCCCAGAAACAUGACUUACGAAUCAACGCGGAGGCUCUUCUUGCCCAUUGGCGUGUCCUUCUUGGUCUGCUGAAACACAUUCCAAGGGAUCGGCAAGUUUACUUCUUCAACCUGGACAAUCAGGGUACCUCUAGUACCGUCCCGGCUGUGGCUGGGUUACAUGUUCAAAUACCCGACGUGGAGCAUCAAAGUGCCCCAACACCCGCGGUUGUGGCGGUGACUGAACCUGCAGGAAGUGGAACGGCUCAUGCUGUUUCUAAUUCUCUAGUGAAAUUGGGUUUGCCGUAUUACUCAGAUAUCCGGACCAUUCUGGAUGCAGAUGUAGGGAUCAGACCCCAAGUUGAAGUGGAUGUGGUAGGAGGUGUCCUGAUCUAUUGUGACCCCGAGACCUACCCAACAUCUUUCCCGGCUCAGGCUGGGUUUGGUGUCGCGGUGGGAUUACAUCCCCGGAAAGCAGCACGAUUCAAUCCUGAGCUCUACCGUCAUUUAAAGCAGCUCCUGAGGAACGAAAGAGUAGUGGCACUGGGAGAAGUUGGGUUGGACCGAACCGAGCCAUCAGAUACUUGGGGGCUACAGGAGGAAGUUCUGACAGGGAUACUAGAGUUGUCAUCCCCUUGUCAACCAAUCAUCCUUCAUAUCCGGGAUGGGGAGGAUCGGCAGUCCGGAGUGCUGUAUCUGGAAUGUCUUGAAUUGUUAAAUCCCAAUGUUGCUCGGACGCAGAAAGUGGUGCUGCAUUGUUUCACCGGCGCGCAAGAGGUAGUGGUUAGCUGGUGUAAGGCGUUCCCUAAUUGUUUCUUCAGUUACUCAGGACAAGCCCGGCUUUUCACGGAGGCGCAGAAACAGGCAGUACGGAGGGUCCCGGCGAACAGGCUGUUGAUAGAAACUGACUCGCCAUACUUUCGAACAGCUGGGGCUCGGAUGUGCACUCUAUCCUUUUUAGGGGCGUCGCCAACGUUAUUGCGUCAUAUCGGGAUGGCGAGGUCAGGGACGUGUGCCAGCUGA
Molecule: messenger RNA, 1326 nt
Organism: Dreissena polymorpha
Lineage: Eukaryota; Metazoa; Mollusca; Bivalvia; Myida; Dreissenidae
Exons: 3
Coding region: 1-1326 (441 amino acids)
Molecular function (GO): hydrolase activity, acting on ester bonds
Source: RefSeq, a predicted model, not a curated record